AUGGGAAAACCGCCAAGCGUCAUUAUCGUCGUUAGGCAUGGCGCUCGACUAGAUGCGGCCGAUAAACAGUGGCAUCUUACCUCGCCCACGCCCUAUGACCCCCCACUAACAUACGGCGGCUGGAAGCAGUCCCGGGCCCUGGGGGUUCGCAUCGGAUCCCUUCUUCACUACCGCGAACUCCAUGGGCGCCUCCCUUCCACCCUGUCGUCUUCCGACCCUUCACAGGAGAGUGGCCAGCCUCCCAGUGGCCUGCCAGAACAGGAGCAGCGGAAGCAUCGAAUCAUCAUCCACUCAUCCCCGUUUUUGCGCUGCGUCCAGACCGGAAUAUCGCUCAGCGCGGGAAUCAGCCAGUCGAAGCGUACAUCAGCGGACUCAUCACCUCACCAGCGGCCCCAGUCUAGUACCGCUCCUCCAAAGAGUCAUCACCGCUGGCGUCCUUCGUCCCCACGGCCACAGCGUCAGGGUUCGCCCCAGCUGACCCCUAUUCAGGAGCCUCAAGAGUCGCAGGAACCCCAGGUGCCAGCUGGUAAAGUCAACGCCCAACAGCCAAAGACAAGCUUGCCGGAUGAAAAGCUGUGCUUGCUACGCCUGGACGCUUGGCUAGGUGAAUGGCUGACGCCGGAUUAUUUUGAUCAAAUUACCCCGCCGCCUGGGUCUGUCAUGAUGCUGGCUGGUGCAAAGGCAAGCUUACUGCGUGAGGAGGACUCUGUGCCUUCUGGUGUAUCUACUCGGUCUGCUCGUGGAAACUUUCCCGGAGGUUGGAACGGAUUCGCUUCCGCCAGUGUUGCGGCGCCGGACCAAGCGAAAGCUGAGAAUAUUCCCCCAUCUGCGUCGGCUUCAGCUGCUACUACCCCUGGAGACAAGACGGGUACUGAAAGCACUGCAACUGAUAGACCUGCCAGUCUUCAGGGUUUACCGAAACUGUCGACCGCUCCUGAACCACAUACAGACACCGAGUAUAUUCCUCCAACGCCAACCUAUGCUAUUUCCCCCUCAGACCCCAUCCCGGCGGGGUAUGUAGCGCAUGCGAGGGAUGCUUGUGUUGACGUGGACUAUCAGUGGGACAGCAUGAGGGCUCCCCUCGGCUGGGGAAGCGGCGGCGAGUAUGGCGAGGAGUGGAGUUCCAUGCACCGCAGAUUCCGCAACGGCUUGGAGAGAAUGAUUAGCUGGUACAAGACUGCGGACUGUGGGAAGAGCAAAAGGAGGCUGUCGCACCGAGAGGAAUGUCAACUAGUAUCGAAUGAACCCCAGGCCACAGAGGACCACGAAGAAGGUGACGGCACGGAUACAGUCCUCAUAAUCAUUACCCACGGCGCUGGUUGCAAUGCUAUUAUUGGUGCUUUGACCAACCGGCCUGCUCUUCUCGACGUUGGAAUGGCGUCCUUGACUCUCGCCGCUCAUAAGAGUCCUACGGCGGAUGAUGAGGCGGCGGCCCAACCUACAUCUAUAUUGAGAAAGCUAGGCCCGAGUGAGGUAUCCGAAGAAUACGAAGUAAUUUUAGUGAACUCAACGGAGCACCUUCGCGUCAACAAUAACAGCUCAGCGCAGUCACCGUCCCCUAGGGUAUUCCCAAGCUCGAUAUCAUCGUAUCGACACCGGUUUACGUCUCUAUCCUCUGUUCCUGACUCCCCGGAGAAUGGGUUUUCUAUUGGCCCGUCGCGCAGUUCCAGCUUCAACGGCACCACUGGAGAGCUACAUAACCCCUCACGGUCAUUUUCUGGCGACAGACACGCUGCUCCAGGCCUGUGGGGUUCUACUCCUGCCAGCGAGCGUGUUGACGAUAUGAUGCCUAACUUCGAAGGAUCCGCCGGUAGCUUGAGAGGUACUGGCAAUGCAUCUAACCCUGCAAGUACGCGCAAUAAUACCUCUGAUGGCGCGCCACAACGCGCGAGAUCUCAGCAUGGCCUCUGGAAUUCGAGGAGCCGUGAACCUGUCUCAAAAAGACGCUGGACAGUCACCGAACGAGGUGUAUGA
Molecule: messenger RNA, 1974 nt
Organism: Nannizzia gypsea CBS 118893
Lineage: Eukaryota; Fungi; Ascomycota; Eurotiomycetes; Onygenales; Arthrodermataceae
Product: phosphoglycerate mutase
Exons: 2
Coding region: 1-1974 (657 amino acids)
Source: RefSeq, a predicted model, not a curated record